AUGCAUGCUUGUAUAAAGCAUAUUCCUCAGGCUCUCUUAAGUCAGAAAGAGAAAAAACAACAAAUAUUGGUUAACUAUAUAUCACAUUAUUCAGAUUCAAGUGUUUUAGAAAAUCAUAAUGUUUUGCAAAAUUGGCCUUUAAAUAACAAUAUUAAGAAGAUUGUUCAUCAUGCUUAUAAACAACCUAUUGCAUUAGCCAGAAAU
This is a messenger RNA of Cetraspora pellucida, 204 nucleotides long. The record is from the annotation of a GenBank genome assembly. NCBI's taxonomy places the organism in Eukaryota, Fungi, Glomeromycota, Glomeromycetes, Diversisporales, Gigasporaceae.